Cladophialophora psammophila CBS 110553 is the source of this 1395-nucleotide messenger RNA. Its product is annotated as HAL protein kinase. Gene Ontology annotation, molecular function: ATP binding; protein serine/threonine kinase activity. Bases 1 to 1395 code for a protein of 464 amino acids. The record is from RefSeq and is a predicted model, not a curated record. The transcript has a single exon. NCBI's taxonomy places the organism in Eukaryota, Fungi, Ascomycota, Eurotiomycetes, Chaetothyriales, Herpotrichiellaceae. Gene Ontology annotation, biological process: intracellular monoatomic cation homeostasis; protein phosphorylation; intracellular signal transduction.
AUGUCGGUCAUGACCAGUGAGCCCCCGUCGCCCACACGGACUUCGAGCGGUUUCAGCCUCCUCUCCAAAAUCAAGUCCCACAAGGAAUCCAAAUACCUCAGCCCUUCCAAGCCCACACCGGUCCAUCGCACGGGGAGUUAUGGCAGCAAUUACGACCUACCGACGCGAUCGUCGCCCUUCUCGCUACCCGCCCGUGAAGGCGCGGGAGCAAAAGCCCGGCGCCUGAGUGCGGAUCCCCGAGACGAUUUCUUUGUCGAUGUGUGUCCCCUGGAAGAUGAAUUCGUCUCGGCUUCCAAGAUAGGCCGUCGGAAAGAGAUCGGGAAGGGUGCCAGUGCAACGGUCAAAAUCAUGCAGCGGAAGGGUGAGAAGAAAAAGGGCGAAGGCACCGCGCUGUAUGCCGUCAAGGAAUACCGCAAGAAGGCUGCGAGAGAAACGGAGGAAGAGUACGUUCGCAAAGUAAAGUCCGAGUUUACGAUCGCCAAGUCGCUCAACCACCCCAAUAUUGUGCAAACCGUCCGGCUGUGCACGAACAACGGCCGCUGGAACCAUGUCAUGGAGUAUUGCCAACAGGGCGAGCUCUUCAGCCUGGUGGAACGAAAGUACCUGAAGGCAGAAGACAGGAACUGUAUCUUCAAGCAAGUCCUUCGUGGUGUCAACUACCUGCAUGAACAUGGGAUUGCGCACCGGGACAUCAAACUGGAAAACCUGCUCAUGACAGACGACGGGCACAUCAAGAUCACCGAUUUCGGUGUCUCGGAAGUCUUUUGUGGCGACCAUCCCGGUAUUCCUCUCUCGGGAGGACUCUGCGGACAAGCCAUGAGGGAGUCUCGCAAGUCGGCUCCAGGUAUUUGUGGUUCGAAACCAUACAUAUCGCCCGAGGUCUUGGCUCAGGAGCGGGAGUACGAUCCAACCAAGUUGGACGUGUGGGGAUGCGCGAUUCUUUUCAUGACCAUGUUUCUCAUCGGCAACCCGUGGCAGAGCGCGAGCAAGAAAGAGAUGAAUUAUGCCCUCUUCCUCGAAGGGUGGCAAGCGUUUCUGGAGCGGUUCAAGGAUUCAGCCAUCGACGAGAACUGCCAUCCGCAAUGUGGGCCCAUCUUCAACGCUCUACCGUCGAACUCGAUCCGGAGGUGUAUCCUCAAGAUGCUUCACCCAGAUCCCGAACGGCGAUGCAGCAUCAGCGACGCCUUGAACGAUCGGUGGGUUAAAGGAGUCGACUGCUGUUCACGUGGGGAGAUUGGACCGACCUUUGAUGCGAUUGACGUUUCCAAGACGGGGUGUCACAAGGUGGCCGCCAGGAUGAGGGUGCAGGUCAAGCAUGACCAUCUGCCGCCACCGGUCAAGCGGCUGCCACAACAUCGCUUUGAUAUGGGGGAUGGGACAUCUCGCUAUGACUGA